CAGCUGCGCACAGGACUGGUCCGGCUUCGCUUUCCCGUCGCCGCUCCUUCAGUCGCUCGCAGCUCUCCGUCCGUCCGCCCCGCUGCGACGAGAACGCGAGUGGCUGCGAGGAAAACCGAACACUUGAGAUUUUCGUAAUUGCUCUUUUCUUAUUUUGUAACGCGGGGCGUCGAGCGCGUCGAGGAAGUACAGUUGAUGGAGCCGGCUUCUUCAAUGGAUAUUUCCCCCGAGGUUUCCAGCGCUCAAAUCAGCGGCGGAGAGGAGGACGGGAGCCAAUCAGCCGUGGCGAAUCAAAGAUAAAAAAAAGAAAAGGCCUUAUGAUAAAGCAAAACUCUCAGGAAAGCCCAGGCUGCCCGCAGGCCCACUGAACUAUCAUGCUAGCCUGUAUCCAGAGACAGCAGAACUUCUCAUCGCAGCAUUUGGCCUGCACACCCAAAAGCUUCGAUGUUUCGCCCUCAUCCCUUUUGCUCCCGGUGCCACCGCUGCAAGCAUGCACUCGGAAAGGAGAGCCCGGCUCCAUGAUUUCUCGGUACCCGUCUCCUGCAGAGUUGGACGCUUUCGCCCAGAAAACCGCCAACAGCCCACUCACCAUCAAAAUCUUUCCAUCCGAUGUCCGGGUGCCACAACACAAGCAGCUCAGCAAAACUGUGAAUGGCUUGGACACCACGGGUCAACGAUAUAGCCCCUACUCCCACACACACGCGGGAGGCCACCAGGGCUUGCUGGCCGUCGUCAAAGCCUCUGUGGCGGUAAAAGGUGUUCUGAAAAGCUCUGAGGGCAGGAGGACUAAACAUAUGAACUCUCAGACGUCCGUGGCACCAUACAAUAAUCCUCUGAAUAGUAGCUGCACAGUCAGACACCGGCACGAGGCCUAUAACACAAGUUCAUGUAAGCCCGCCGACGUACCCAUUGAAGCACUUUGUUCUACCGCAGGAAUGGCCUCCAGAGAUCAGAGCCUGGCCCCCCAGCCGGAGCUGGCAGAGGUUCAAAGCCUGAUGAGGCGGAUGAGCAGAGUUCCCCACAGCCAGGCCCCGCAGCUGGGGGGAGAGGCUCGAGCCAGCCCCUCGCUGCAGGCCGUGGCUGCUGUGGCACACUCGGAAUCCGACUUUGUCUUCGGAGUGCCGCCCCAGAGCAGCCGGGCCUUCGCCGGCGCGGUGCUGCCCACGCAGAGCGCCGACAUGGCCAAAACCGGAUACCUGGAGAGGGAAGACUACGCGGCGUGGCAGCACAAAGCUCAAAUGCAGCCCUAUCUGCAGGAAGCAGUGGGGAUGUACGGCGUGAGCAGCGGCACCCGGAGCUGCAGAACGGCGGAGGCUGGGGUCGGCUCUCCUGAAAGCCGCCUCCCUUUACCAUGCUCCUCGCAGCCGCCGUACAGGCAGCACCUCGGAAAUGUCGGCGCCGCCGUGACGAAGGAGCAGACUGUCAAACAGUACUUCGCUCCACUCUGGGACAACUCGAGCAGCGACGGUUAUUCCUCUCAGGUGAUGGGACCGAACUCAUGCGCGUCCGGGCCUAGACACGCGGGGGUCUCCCAUCCUCAUCUCCACCUAAGCGGACAUCAGCCAAAUCAGCCGCAGCUCCAUCCGCCCGUUCCUCCCCAUCAUUUUAACCAACGCUGCCAUCAUCUUCACCAUCACAGCCAGGCCUACAGCGCAGAGCAAAACCUCUCCUGCGGGCUGCCCACGUUCAGCCUGUGCCACGCCAGGGUCCUCAGCAGCAGCCUGCAGUCUCUGGAGUGCCUCAUCAGUGAGAUCCAGCCCCCCUGCAUCAAAGAGCGCAUGCUGGGCCGUGGGUACGAAGCCAUUGGGGGGAUGCCUCCACUACUAGAGCACCAACAGCACAUGCAGCUCCCCGUCUACAGAUGAGGCGACGCUCUGGGACGCACGACUUCGAACGUUCAUGAAAUAAACAAGCCUUUUUAGUUUGUGCAUGUAUUUAUGGGAGGCUGUGCGUUGUACACUUGGAAUAGGGGCUUAAUAAUAAUCAGGCCUCGAAGUGCAGGUUUACGCUACAGAUUGUUUUAAUUUUGACUGCUGUUGUCAACUUAACACUAAAGCUGAGCACUUGACCGCGCUUGGAUUUGACCAGUAAUCAUAGAUUUUUGUAUUCACUGUUAUCAGCCUUUAUAAAAAUGGGAGCGGAUGGAAAAACAAUCAGGGGUACCAAACAAAAAGGAUGUAAUUCCAGGAUCUCUGAAAGAUUCUCAUCAGGCAGUUUUUAUCUAAAAUGGUUUCUCGUUAGAGUUGAACUAUUGUUAAACCUUUGGGAACCGCUUGACUUUAAACCAUUCUUUUUCAAUAUGGAUUAGCUCUCAAACGUUUAUGGGGAAAUAUUGCUUAUCAGCAUGGUAUAUUGUUAUUUCAUCAAGUUAUUGACAAGUUUUUUUUUAACACAUUUAAUGUUUUAAGUCUCAGCUUGGUUUAUUGGGACUGUUGUAUAAUUUCAAAUCAACACUGUUGCAUUCAGGCCAAGCAAGAUGCACUCUCUCUCUCUGUAUUUUUUUUUAUAUUUUUGAAAAGGCAAAUCUGUUGAAUUAACUUUUUUUUUCUUUCCCCUGAAGAAUGUGCGACUGUUACCGAUAAUGAAAAGCAGUAUUUGAGAGCAGGAUGCCUGAAUCCUUUACUGCUUUCUUCUUUGCAGGGCUAUAGUAUCUCUGAUGGUUUAAAAUGUAUGAGUGAGUAGUACUUCAUAUAUCUACAAUGAUUCUGUGAGACUAUUUAUUUCUGUCAGCUUGGUGGGUUAUAUGGCAAAACUGUCUCUAUAAUUAUAAAGUGCAAUUAUUAUAUAUGAACACGUGAGUUAUCUCCAUAAAUUAAGUUGACGAAAUAACUACUUUUUGAAAUGUAUGGCCCUAAUCAAACAUCCUUUUCUGUCUCUUCUUAAUAAGGAUUGUCAAGUAAAUAAAUUUUUUUUAAAACCCCAA
Messenger RNA from Fundulus heteroclitus (mummichog), 2923 nucleotides. RefSeq names its product protein FAM222A. Bases 375 to 1865 code for a protein of 496 amino acids. NCBI's taxonomy places the organism in Eukaryota, Metazoa, Chordata, Actinopteri, Cyprinodontiformes, Fundulidae. The record is from RefSeq and is a predicted model, not a curated record. The transcript has 3 exons.